GCAUAGAUCACAACUCUGCGUACCUAAGCACUCUUUUAGAACAAUUAAGAAAUCAAGAAUUAGCAUCAGCAACUGAUUUUAUGCUAAUCAACACCGUAGGGUUAGCAAUGAGUAUGGCUUAUUGG
Messenger RNA from Racocetra persica, 125 nucleotides. The record is from the annotation of a GenBank genome assembly. Lineage: Eukaryota; Fungi; Glomeromycota; Glomeromycetes; Diversisporales; Gigasporaceae.